AUGUUUGCGGUAAAAAUUAUUCCUGUGCUUAUCAUAAUUAUGCUUACUUCCAAGUCAAUUCUAAGUGAUGUAAUGCCACCAAAAGUUAAUUGCAUAAAUGAUUGUUGGAAAAUUGGAGAUAAUUGUAAACAGAAAUGUUAUCGAAAUUUUCAAGAAUUCAAAUGUAAAUCAAAUUGUCAAAAUGAUAUACGAAAAUGUCAACGUAGUUGUUAAUUGUUUCUUGUUUAAUAAUCAUAAUAAUAAUAAUAAUAAUAAUAAUAAUAAUAAUGAAUAACUUCAAUAUUCAAGUUUUUUAUAUAAUGUGCUAAUCUUAACUUAAUUAGUUGCUAUGGUUUUUUUUAUUUCACCUGUUGAAUUACACGUUUAUUUUACUAUUAAAUUGAUGUUAAUUCAUUAUUCAAAAAUAUUUAUAACUUUUUAAUUUUAAAUAUUUAAGAAUAUAAAAGAAAAGUUCAAUGUUGUUAUUGAAUAUUUACUUUAUAUAAUUUUCUUUAACAAAAUUCAUAUUUUGAAAUUUUAACUAUUACCAAUAACACAGGUAAUGGUAAUUGAAAAAUGAAAAAAAAUUACAAUACCAUUGAAAAUUGAUAUCAAUGUUCUUUUGAACCAUAUAUAAUAGUUAUUUUGUUGUCAUUUUAAAAAUAAAUGAUGUAAAGUAAUUGCAUUAUCA
This is a messenger RNA of Schistosoma rodhaini, 670 nucleotides long. The record is from the annotation of a GenBank genome assembly. NCBI's taxonomy places the organism in Eukaryota, Metazoa, Platyhelminthes, Trematoda, Strigeidida, Schistosomatidae.